Molecule: messenger RNA, 1808 nt
Organism: Rubroshorea leprosula
Lineage: Eukaryota; Viridiplantae; Streptophyta; Magnoliopsida; Malvales; Dipterocarpaceae
Source: the annotation of a GenBank genome assembly
ACUAUAAAAUAAAGGGUCAAAACCUUCGAACUUAACAAGUUGAGGAGUUAAAAGUAGGGUUUUGCCCUCGUUUCUCAGACUCCUCCCAACCAUCUCGGAUUUCAGACCUAAAAUCUCUAAUAUAAAGUAAGUUCUUUAUCAUUGCUACUGCCGAGGACUUGCCUUAAUUGUUUAGUUAGUACAGAAACAAUCAUUAUCCGAAAGAAGCCAUCUCUUUUACGCUAGCCAGUGCCCAGCGUCACAGAACAAGAGGGAGGGGAAGCGACAAGUCACAGGUCACCGGAGCUAGACUGGAAAUUUUGUCGUCUUACCAGACAAUACACGACGUUCCGGUGGAAUAAGUGGAGGAAGUAGUAUCCUGAAGGAGAACUGAGGAAGUGAUAUGGCGUUGGAGGCGGUAAAAGACCUCGCUUUUCACAUAAUUCUUUUGAAACUAGGUCCCAAAGAUACUGCGAAGGUUUCCUGUGUCAGCAAAAGGCUUAGGGAUUCUGCUUCUGGUCACCUUCUCUGGUCCAAAUUUUGUCUUGAUGAUCUGGAUCUCGUAUCCCCUCAAGACCCUCAUGGAAACCCUGCUCCCUCUUUCAAGGUAGCUUAUCAAUUAUGGAGAGAAGCUUUUGCUAUGUACCCAUGGCCACUUGUUCUGCGAGUGAAAAGAUGUUGGGGCAGGAUUAGGAGCUGGUUGAGCAAUAAUUUUCCGAAGGCAGAGGCUACCCUCCGAGGAGGGGCAUCAGAAUCUGAUAUUGAACAAUUAGAGAACCUCUUAGAAGUGAAAUUGCAUCUUCCCACUAGGGUUCUCUAUCGCUUUCAUGACGGCCAAGAAUUAGUUGCCAAGAAGCUGUCUGGCAAUUCACACUUUUUAUUGGGAAUCAUGGGUGGCUACUGUUUCAACAACCGUUGGGUUAAUGUCUACUUGUUGUCUCUUAGUGAGGUGAUUGUCAAGACAAAGGCGGUUGCACAUCGUCUGGGUUUUCUAAGCAAAUAUAAGUACAUUGUUGUGGCUGCUUCCUCGACUGCUAGUAUUAAGCCUUUUUUCCUUAGCUGCCGAAAUGGCCAACUCACUGUCGGUGCAAGGAAUAUUUUAACACGUGGGGAAAUGAUUCAGUGUGUGCCAAAUUCGCUUAUUCGGUCUGUCCUUGAUUCUAGUGGUGAUCAGCAGCAAGAUGCUAUGUUGCUAUGCUUAGAAGAACAUGGCCGUCGCUUAGAAAGUGGCAUUAUCAAAGUUUGUGAACGAAAGAAUAUCAAAAGUAUCAGUCUGUUUCCAGAGGUUCCUCCCUUAUGUUCUGUAGCAGUAACCAAUGGUGUUCAGAUUGGUAGACCGAAAAGGUGGCCUGUUUGAAGUUCAAGUGGCAAGGUUCCCCGUAGAGGUGCAAGAUUAUAUUUACUGAUUGAACUUUUCAUGGUUCUCCUGAAGCACCGGAACAGAACUGAUUCUAAACGUCCUCUGUUAAUCAGUAUGAGAAGACCCUUUCAGCCUCAUACUUAAGCUACAAAAAAAGUCACGAUCCGUUCUUUGUUGUUUAAGUAGGUUUUGUGAUUUGGUAUGAAUUUAUUCACUUGAUAUCCAGUGAUAUUUUUUUACAUAUCCCUUUCGGUUUAUGUGAGCAUGCCCAAGAAUUGUUUUUUCUUUUUGAUAGAAAGAGAGAAAUAGAUAGAUACUACAUAGAAAUUACAGUAGUUCUGGGAAACAAAGUCCCAAUAGAGCAUUAUACAAGAAUUAUGUUUGGUUGCUUCAAGAGAAGCUAUUUUAGGACCAGGAGCAAACACAUGCACUGAACAGAGCAAACUGGCACUAAACCCCGGCUAUUUAC